Messenger RNA from Penicillium robsamsonii, 963 nucleotides. RefSeq lists its product as uncharacterized. NCBI's taxonomy places the organism in Eukaryota, Fungi, Ascomycota, Eurotiomycetes, Eurotiales, Aspergillaceae. Gene Ontology annotation, biological process: retrograde vesicle-mediated transport, Golgi to endoplasmic reticulum. The record is from RefSeq and is a predicted model, not a curated record. The transcript has 2 exons. Bases 1 to 963 code for a protein of 320 amino acids.
AUGGCAGACGAAUCACCAGCACAGCGAGCUGCCCGAGUGCGCCGCGAGCGCCGCGAGGCAAAGAUCAAGGAAGGAGGCUCAGCGCGCCUGGACAAAAUUACCAGUCUCAGUGGACGCACGCCACAAAUUGACCGCAAAGAAGCCUCCCCAUCCCCUCAACCUCAGCGUGCAAUUUCCGCAUCCCCUUCUCCAGGACCGCAAAACCCCCAGUUCCAACCUUCAUCUUCGCCCCAACCAGACAUGCAGUCACCAGAAGCGAUCCGCGCCCAACAGGAAGCGUUCUUCUCAAUGCUCCGACAAUCCGCACCGGAACAAGGCCAGGGCCUACAUCCCGAUCCGCAAGCGCCAAAUAACCUUCAGGCCCAACAAGAAGCAUUCCGCGCGAUGCUGAGACAAGCUGGGCAGGACCAAGGACAAGGCCAGCCGCCCAGUGACUCCGAAGACCCCACCAUCAAACUCCUGAGCUCUCUCAUGGGUGCUAUACCCGGCGGUGAUCCCAAUGCGCCACUAGGAGCAACCCCAGGCGCAGCCGGAAACCAAGCGGCACCCGGAUUCUCGCUCGCUGCUAUUGCGUCGAUGCUUGGCGUGCCGCCUUUCAUCGCUAAUAUGCUGGGUGGAGCGACGCCGCCAACAGAGGAGGAGAAGAAGCGCGCUCGGAUUUGGAAGACGAUGCACAUUGUGUUUGCUUUGUCGGUUGCUGUUUACCUGCUGUUCAUUAUUGGAUCUUCGGUCGCGUUGUUCGGUAGUCCACCGCCAAAGCCUGCGACGGCUCAGAAUCCCUUUGCGAUCUUUGUGACGGGAGAGUUGCUGUUGACUGGUAGUAAGGUGGUGCUCGGUGGGAAGUCUGGGGGCAUGGGAAUGGCGGUGCAGUUUUUCAAAGAUGUCGUGAGAGAUGGUAGCCUUCUGUUGUUUAUGUUGGGCAUGGGAACUUGGUACAAUCGCGAAUGGCAGACUACGGCAUAA